Ylistrum balloti is the source of this 1553-nucleotide messenger RNA. Its product is annotated as eukaryotic translation initiation factor 2 subunit 2-like. Gene Ontology annotation, molecular function: mRNA binding; translation initiation factor activity; translation initiation factor binding. NCBI's taxonomy places the organism in Eukaryota, Metazoa, Mollusca, Bivalvia, Pectinida, Pectinidae. The record is from RefSeq and is a predicted model, not a curated record. Gene Ontology annotation, biological process: formation of translation preinitiation complex; formation of cytoplasmic translation initiation complex; translational initiation. Bases 137 to 1129 code for a protein of 330 amino acids. Gene Ontology annotation, cellular component: eukaryotic translation initiation factor 2 complex. The transcript is spliced from 9 exons.
AUCAUCUGAUGCAAGCGGUGUGCGUGUGAAAAUAUUGAGAGUAUUUAAUUCGUGUUACACGGCGAAAUAAGAGCAUACGCCUUUUUAAACACGUCAAAAGAACCAAGAAGAGUUUGAAGUUCAACCUAAAGAUAAAAUGGCUGACGAUGAAUCGUUUAUGCUCGACUUGAAAAAGAAAAAGAAGAAGAAGAAGGUACCUUUUGAUAUUGAUAGUGUUGAAAUGAAUGACGGUUCACCAUCCCAAACAGACACCCCACCAGAAACGCGUGAAGAACCAGAGAAGUCUGAAAAGGCAGACAAAAUUGAUGAUGACAUGUCUUUUGACUUCACAAAUACAAAGAAGAAGAAAAAGAAGAAGAAGGCAUUUGACAUGGAUGAUAUGGGAGAUGCUUUGCCUGAGUCGACUGAAAACACUGAAGUUCCAGCAUCUCAAGACGUUCAGGAUACUGGGGCUGCAGAUGACCUGACUGGUGAUUUUAAUCUUGAUCUGCCACAAAAAAAGAAAAAGAAGAAGAAGAAGAAUGUUGACUUUGAAGCAAUUGAGGAGCCAGAGGAUCUAGAUGAUGAUGAUACCAUAGACGCAAAGGAUGACAGAGUGUCAGGAAACAUUCCUGAGGGUAAAUCCUGGCUGGGAUCAGAUAGAGAUUAUACCUAUGAUGAGUUAUUAUCCAGAGUAUUUGACAUCAUCAGGGAAAAGAACCCAGACAUGGUGGCGGGAGAAAAGAAAAUUUUCAAAAUGCGUCCCCCACAAGUUCUUAAAGUCGGAACUAGGAAAACAUCAUUUGCUAACUUUUCAGAUAUUUGUAGAUUUUUACACAGACAACCAAAACAUGUCCUUGCGUUUUUGUUGGCAGAAUUAGGAACAAGUGGAUCUGUUGAUGGUAACAACCAGCUUAUUAUCAGAGGAAAAUACAACCAGAAACAGAUUGAGAACGUUCUUAGACGAUAUAUUAAGGAAUAUGUGACCUGUCAUACAUGCCGAUCGCCAGACACCCUCCUUCAAAAGGAUACCCGAUUAUUCUUCCUUCAGUGUGAAACAUGUGGAUCUAGAUGUUCUGUCGCCAGCAUCAAAUCAGGAUUCCAGGCUGUCACUGGCAAACGUGCUGCAAUUCGUGCAAAGACUACGUAAAGUUGAAAAAAAAAUGGAGAAAUUUGUGUAUAGAAAACAUACAAACUGGAACAUCAUUGACAACAAACAUCAUCAGUGACAUCAAUAUAUUGCAAAGGAUUUUUUUUUUUAACUAGAUAUCUAAGUGAUUUUUGAAUUGUUUGUGUAAUUCACUUUCUCAAAUUUAAAUUAUGAAGUUUACAUUUCAUCCAAAAUACCAUGUUCUUGUGUUCAAUCCAAUGCGGAGAAUGAAGUUUCAUAAAUUUGACAAUAAAUUCGGAUAAACUGUGAAAAUCAGACUGGUUGAUAUUUUGUAAUGAAUGUAUGUUUGGUUGAUCCAGUGUACACAUGGAAGGUAAAUUAGACAUUGACUGAUGCAUUUCUAUUUCAUACUCGUCAAGCAUUGCAGAAUAUUUAUAAUUACAAUUAAAAUAAUUUCAUUUGU